Molecule: messenger RNA, 510 nt
Organism: Ordospora colligata OC4
Lineage: Eukaryota; Fungi; Microsporidia; Ordosporidae
Exons: 1
Coding region: 1-510 (169 amino acids)
Source: RefSeq, a predicted model, not a curated record
AUGUAUAUUAGGGUGAGUGGAAUAAAUAGCAUGGUGAGCAGACAUGACCUCAGUAGGAUAUUUACAUUUAGGUCACCGAUUUGUAAAGAGAUUUGUGAAUCAGCAAGCGAGCAGUUAUAUUUCUACGAUUUGUUGAGUGAUAUGUACGUUGCAGAGCUACUUAAUGGACAAUGUAUUCUUGAUGAUUUGAAGAUUGAGAUUGUGAAGUUGCAUCUUGAAGAUGAUGAGUAUUCAAAAAUUAUGUCAGAAGGAAGUUCAUGCUGUUUGUGUAUAAUUUCCAGUGAUAUACUUGUUAUUGAGAAUAUAGAAAGAUGCUUUGGGCAAACAGUUAGGUGCUAUAUUCAAGAGAAAGGAUCAAAGAAAAUGCUUAGUGUGAUUGAGUUUAAUCAAAGCGUGGAGGUAAAGAGGCAUGCAGCGAUGGAUUUUGUGUUUAGUUUUGAGGCUUAUAUAUGUCAUGUCGUUUGUAAUAUGUUGUAUGAAUCAAGGAGCCAUGAAUAUUGCCGUAAAUAG